AUGGCUUCUUCUCCUUGUACUUCUGGAAUUGUUCUUGAUUUAUCGCCUUUCACAUCUGCCUCUGCAGCAGCAGCCGAGGGAACAGAUCCAGAAUUACAGUAUUGUGAGGAUGAACAAGAACUGUUGUUAACUGCAAACACGUGCGAUGAUUGUAACAAGGGUGCAUCUUACGAAGAGGCCUUCCAGGGACCACACAAGUGGAGACGGCAUCUACGUCAUGUUCCAUCGAAACGCUCCAAGAAGAACCAGCAGGGUGAGGAAUCCUCCAAGGAUCAAGAGAGUCAUUACCACCGAUAUUUCGACAGCGAGUCUGACAACCCAAAUGACGAAGAGUAUUCACAGGAGGUCAGUGACUCAGCUGUUCAUGAAUAUGCUCAUGGUACAGAAGGUUUGACGGACCAGGAUUCAGUAGCCAACAUCCCACCUUGGAAGCAGGAACUACUGGAGAAAUCAUCCCAAAAACGAAUGUACAAGCAACCAAACAAUGUAACAGGCAGUCAGAUGUCACAGAUCCCUGUGACUGUCCGACGCCGUGGGAGUCUACAUGGGCAGUCAGAGUCUGCCUUUACACGCCAGGUAGUAAACUCUGGUGUCAGCAGUGCUGCUGCCCGGAAGAGACUCUCACCAUCUAACUCAUUUCGACAAGCCAUCUCCAAUACAAGUGCCUACACCGGUCGGAGAAAUGCUGCACAGCAAAGCGCACUCAUGGAUGUUUCGACCAACACAGAUCUCACCAAAAAACGCAUAGACAGAGUGCAAAGAGCAAGACUAUACCUACUCCAGCAGACAGGGCCCAAUUCAUUCCUCAUUGGCGGAGACUCACCAGAUCACAAAUACCGGGUCAUUAUUGGACCGCAGACAUGUAGUUGUGGGCGCGGCCCCCACUGUGUGCAUGUGUUGUUUGUGAUGCUGCGGGUAUUCCAAGUGGGGGAAAAUGACCCCUGUCUCUGGAGCAAAACUUUGAAAAAUUAUGAAGUAGAGAACCUAUUUCGCAUCUACCAUGACAAACGCAGUUCUCGUAUUGCAAAACGUCGUUUAUCCCAACGUAGAAAGGAGGAGUACAUACAAGAGGAGGGUAGGGGUGAAGGGGAUGGAGCGUCCCUGGCUGGUACUCUGGAUAACAGUCGACUUCCUUCAGAAAGUGAUGCUGGGAGUGUGCGAGAAGAGGAGGACAUCUGCCCAAUUUGUUUGCUGGAGAUGUUGGAAGGGGAAAGUCUGAUCAAAUGUGAACAUGGGUGUCACAACCGACUUCACCAUCAUUGCAUAGCUAUUUGGUUUGAAGAGUGCAGAAGACAGAACGACCCCCUCAACUGCCCCCUGUGUCGAUCCCAGUGGAAGUCUACAACAGUAGAAAUUAAAAGUACCCAAAAUGGAAGCACCACAGAAGGGCCUGAUGUUCCUCCAAACACACGAGCCUCAUCUCCUCAUCAGUCCACAUCAGGAGAGGACAGCUCCAGGUUGCCUCAUGCAGAACCAAUUUCUCCAGAUCUUGAGGACAUAGCUGCACCAUGGAUUGAGGCAUUAGGUUCAGACUUAGUCUCAUGCCUUCUGUCUCGAAACUGGUCUAUCCGGGAAGUUGGACUGAAACACUUGAGUAAGGAAGUGAUGGCGGCCCUUCUGAAAGGUGCUGGGGAAGGAAGGUCAGGGGUCAUUGUGUCCCCAGUCAGACGUGCAGCCACGCACAACAUGUUGCAGACAGCCUGUAACAUCCUGGCAUACAUGUGUGCUGAUCCUGUGUACAGAGUCUUCGUUGCUUCCUUGAGAUCCCUGCGCACAAUGCUAGCGUACACACCCUGCCGGGAUGCUGAACAAAGAAACAGACUGCAAGACAUCCUAAAGCCAGUGGUUGAAGCCAUCAUUCUCAAGUGCACUGAUGGAAACAGACGGACUAGUCAGUUGUCCCUGUCUACCCUUGUAGAGCUGGUCAAAGGUCAGGAAGGGGAACUAGCAGUUGGUAGAGAGAUUAUCAGCCCAGGCAGUGAAGGCAUUGACGGUCUUAACUAUGUGUUAAAGUGCAUAACAGAAGAUUAUGACAUUGAAUCAGUUCAGUGGCAGUGGCUGCUGGGCAGGUUGUAUGUCAUUGACCGGCUGCUUGAAGAAUUCCCUGCUGACUUUCUACCUCGACCAGAAGAUAGCUUAGAUGCUGCUGGGGCUGCUGAUGCUGAUGAUGAAAUGGAACGCAGUGGAGCGGCAGGCCCCAGGGUGGCAGGAAGACAGGCAGAAUCUGGUGAAGAAGAUGCUUCGAAUUAUGACAGAUUGAUGUCGGUAGCACAGUUUUCAGUGAAAGCAGUCUGCAGCACACACAUGAGGAUUGCCAGGAUGUCUCGAAGGGUAUUUCUUUUGUCAGCCAAACUGGGUGCACAUGUGCAAACAGUCAUAUCACAGUUAAAAGACCUUCUGGCCCAGAUUGAUUCUACCUCAGUUGCAUCUCUUCGGCGGAAGUUAGACCGCAUUGUGGAAGAUUUCCAGCUUUCAGAACGCAUUGUCCACGAGCUCAUGCAUGGGUCUGGCAGGAGAGGUAAAUUUGAUUCUCCUUACCACACUCCCAUGGAUUCACCUUCGUCAACGCCCAGGUGCAACUCUCCUGUUUUAGCUGACUCUCGCAGCGAAGGUGGCACAUGCUCAACCCCAGAGAAACCUACGCCAGCAGCACCCCCGAAACACUCCUCUCCAUGCUAA
This is a messenger RNA of Candidula unifasciata, 2679 nucleotides long. NCBI's taxonomy places the organism in Eukaryota, Metazoa, Mollusca, Gastropoda, Stylommatophora, Geomitridae. The record is from the annotation of a GenBank genome assembly.